Dama dama (fallow deer) is the source of this 2036-nucleotide messenger RNA. RefSeq names its product low-density lipoprotein receptor-related protein 11-like. Gene Ontology annotation, molecular function: protein binding. Bases 309 to 1589 code for a protein of 426 amino acids. Lineage: Eukaryota; Metazoa; Chordata; Mammalia; Artiodactyla; Cervidae. The transcript is spliced from 7 exons. The record is from RefSeq and is a predicted model, not a curated record.
UUGCCGAUCUGCCCCCGGCUCCUGGCAAUAAGAGACGCCGUCGCGCCCGGGCUUCCGGGAAGGGACGAGGAGCGGUGCCAGGGCGACCUGCCGGCUAUGCCUCCCGCCGCUACGAUUCCCGCCGGCGACCGCGCGCCUGCGGCCUCGGGGGCGCAGCGGGGGCCCGGGGAGGCCGCGCUUUGAGGUCCCCGGUGCCUAGCGCCCGCCGCGGCAGCGCCGGAGAAUCCCGGGGCCGGCGCUCGCCCGCCUUCCGUCUCCCUCGCACUCUGACGCCCAGCGUCGCCUCACUUCCUCCGCCGCCGCCCGCCAUGGCCUCCGCCGCCCGGGAGGGCGUGGGCUCGGGGCGCAGGCGCCCGCCGCCGCGCCGGGCACUGCCCGGCCUGUUGCUGCUGUGCUUGUGGCUGCCCGGUGGCCGCGCAGCCGGCUCGCCCUCCGCGCCGCUGUCCGAGCUGCACGCGCAGCUCUCGGGAGUGGAGCAGCUGCUGGAGGAGUUCCGCCGACAGCUGCAGCAGGAAAGGCCGCAGGAGGAGCUGGAGCUCGAGCUGCGCGCGGGCGGCGACCUCCAGGAAGGCUGCCCGGGCCCCGGGGGCGGCGGCUACAGGGCCAGGCCCGACGCCAUCAUCCGCACCAAGGACUCGAUCGCGGCCGGCGCCAGCUUCCUGAGCGCGCCGGCGGCCGUGCGGGACUGGCGGCAGUGCCUGCGGGCUUGCUGCCUCGAGCCGCGCUGCUCCGUGGCCGUGGUGGAGCUGCCCCGGCGGCCCGCGCCCCCGGCCGCCGCACUCGGCUGCUAUCUCUUCAACUGCACCUGGCGCGGCCGCAGCGUCUGCAAGUUCGCGCUGCACCGAGGUUACAGCAGCUACAGCCUCAGCCGCGCCCCAGAGGGCGAGCAGGAAGGCCUGGAAGCCGGCGCCCCGGCCCUCGCCCGGGCCUCGCCUCGGCUGGAAAAGGAUGAGCCUCCACUCAGCAAGGCAGGGCAGGAUGUGGUUUUGCAUCUGCCCACAGAUGGCGUGAUUCUGGACGGCCGAGAAAGCACAGAUGACCACGCCAUCGUCCAGUAUGAGUGGACACUGCUGCAAGGUGACCCGACAGUGGACAUGAAGGUGCCUCAGUCCGGAACCCUGAAGCUGUCCCACCUGCGGGAAGGAACAUACACCCUUCAGUUGACAGUGGUGGACACUGCUGGGCAGAGGAGCUCCGACAACGUCUCAGUGACCAUGCUUCCCGUGGCCUUCUCCACAGGAGGAUGCUCGAGUGUCUGCUCACGCUACCACUUCUUUUGUGACGACGGCUGUUGCAUUGACAUCACACUGGCUUGCGACGGAGUGGAGCAGUGUCCUGACGGGUCUGAUGAAGCUUUCUGUCAAAAUCUGAGCGCUGGCCGAGAGAUGGAGACCCACACGACCCCGGCACAGCCUAGAAGCCCAGGGCCAGGCGCAGAGGCAGGCCAGAGCGCGUCGCCUGAAAAGUCGGAGAAACCUGCCACCCCAAAACAGACACCUGAACAAUCAAUCACAGAGAAGAAGAAUCAUUCCACCUUUGGGGGACCAGAAAGUCACAUUGAUCUUGAGAUGCCAGGGAGACCAAAAUGACAAAAUGAUCGACCUAGGAAGAUUCUCACCAUCAGCCCACGAUACGCCUCCAAGAAGAGGAGGAAGCAAGAGAAGGAAUUGGCAAAGCCAGCAGCGACCCUGGCAGUCUAAUAAACCUCAGGUUUAUCCCUCUGCCCGCCGCUGCCUGGGGCGGGGCCUCCGGGCGGAGGAACGGCCGGCCGCGUGGCCAGAGGUGCAGUGUACCUCCCCGGAAAGGGUCCGCUCCUCUGACCUGGCAUCCUCCACUCCUGCAAAAUGGGCUUCCUGGUCCUGCUUCUGAUCGUCUGGUCCAGCGGGACACCCGGUGCCCAGACCUGGAGAGCCGUGGUGUGAGGUUCAAGACCAGGUGGACGGAGAGGUUUUUCUCUCCUAUGACUGUGGUCAUGCUAAGAUCAUAUUCACAAGUCCAUUGGGAGAAGAAGUGAAAACCAUAACGGCCUGGGAUAC